This is a messenger RNA of Oncorhynchus masou masou (cherry salmon), 1711 nucleotides long. Its product is annotated as ras-related protein Rab-27A. Gene Ontology annotation, molecular function: GTPase activity; GTP binding. Lineage: Eukaryota; Metazoa; Chordata; Actinopteri; Salmoniformes; Salmonidae. Gene Ontology annotation, biological process: positive regulation of exocytosis; exocytosis. The record is from RefSeq and is a predicted model, not a curated record. Gene Ontology annotation, cellular component: melanosome; Golgi apparatus; secretory granule. The transcript is spliced from 6 exons. The coding region runs from base 226 to 897 and encodes 223 amino acids.
UGGCUCACUUCAACUGAACGGGAAGUGAUGUUACGUUGAUUGUGAAGGGUGUUCAUGCAACAAAUGGAUCGAAAGGACUCAGUAAACUCAAUUUAGUGAGUAAUUUAAAAAAUAUAUAUAUAUUUAAAAAUCAACAAAUUGUCAUCGCUUUUGAUAGGGCGAUUCUACACGAAACACCAAGAAAGAAAGAGACGCACAGACACGGGUCUGAAAUAAGCACUCACUAUGUCUGAUGGGGACUAUGACUACCUCAUCAAAUUCCUAGCCCUUGGUGAUUCUGGAGUAGGGAAAACCAGCUUUCUCUACCAGUACACCGACAAAAAGUUUAACUCCAAAUUCAUCACUACAGUGGGCAUUGAUUUCAGAGAAAAACGAGUGGUAUACAAAUCAAAUGGUCCAGAUGGGGCAGCAGGCAGAGGACAGAGGAUUCAUGUUCAGCUGUGGGACACGGCGGGGCAGGAGAGGUUUCGGAGUUUGACAACAGCUUUCUUCCGAGAUGCGAUGGGCUUCCUCCUCCUGUUUGACCUCACCAAUGAGCAGAGUUUCCUUAAUGUCAGAAAUUGGAUGAGUCAAUUACAGAUGCACGCUUACUGCGAGAAUCCAGACAUUGUACUCUGUGGCAACAAGUGUGACCUGCAGGAGCAGAGGGCAGUCCGUGAAGAUGAGGCCCGUGAGUUGGCAGAGAAGUAUGGAAUCCCUUACUUUGAGACAAGUGCAGCUAACGGGCAGUUUGUUAGCCAGGCUGUGGAUGUCCUGCUGGACCUCAUCAUGAAGAGGAUGGAGCGCUGUGUGGACAAGUCCUGGAUCCCUGAUGGAACUGUGCGAUCCAAUGGACACAGUGGCCACACAGACAUCACAGAGCCCAAGACCCAGGAGAAGGGCAAAUGUGCUUGUUAGGGUCCACAUACAGAUAAUGGUUACACCAUCCCCUCAGUGAUGUUUUGGUAGGACUGGGCUUUAUGGUAUGUAAUGAAAGGCAUGUAAUAUUUGUAAAUCAAUGAUGUCAUAGUAAUUUUUGGUAAGAUGUAGUGGGGGGGGGGAGUGUGUAUGACGUGCAAAGCUGAAAGUAACUACUAACCCCCUGCCAAAUGUUCCAGAGCAUCAUUAUGUUUUGUUAUUUUGAUUAUGCCAUUUGGUGUGGUGCAUCUCCUUACACUUGUCAAUACAGUGUCAAUUAAGUGCCUUUUUAUGUUUUCAUUUCGGAGAAUAUUAAAUGUAUUUUACAUUGUAAAAGAAAAGUGUAUUAUAACCAACUAUUUUCUAAGAUCCAGUAGAAAAGUGAGAAGCCACUUAAGGUUGUAUUAGCUGAGAACACUUUCCUGUGAAUUAAAAGGAAACCCGUCCUUAUUACAUUGAACUUUUUGACACAGGAUAUUUUUGUCACUAUGCACUUCCAUUUAUUCUUGUACAAUGUAAAAGUCCUGAGCACAUGCAAUCUGUAGUGAAUAGUGAUUUUUUGUUGUUUUUUUGUAUAGGCCUGCUCUGUAGUAGCAGAGUAGCUGUGUGUUUUUAUUUGUAUCACAAUGUCGGGUUAUUGGGUCUAUCAGAAAUGUUUGAGGUUCCAUGUAAAUCAAUGCUGAUUUUGUUCAUUCGUAAUUUUACAAUGUGCCUUAAAUCUGCUGUAUUCUGUCUUCAUGCCAAAUAUGUAAACCAUAUCCUUUAUUCCAUAAAAUAUAUUUUAUUAUUUAUUAAAGCGCUGUCUCAGUUCUCA